AUGUCACAUAAUCGUAAUAAAUAUGAAAGAGCACGAAGAAGACUCGCUGCUGUUACAUUUUUAUCAAAUAUAUCCUUGGACGGAUCUUUUAAAGACACGGAACUGUGCCAAGUUUAUGAUAAGAAAUCGUCGAAAUUCGACAAAUGUGACUGUAUAUCAAAAUCAAAUGAUUUUCAAAUCAAUCACAAAGACAUUAUAUAUAAUAGCGCCAACUGCAAUGCGGUACAAUGCAGACUGAGAGCACAACAAACAAGUCCGGUCCAAAGAAAUUGUGAUAAUCAUUCUCAUAGUUCUGAUUCCGAACAAGCUAAUGUGACACCUCUCAAAGGUGUUGGUAAUACUUACAGGGAAGGUGGCUCAACUACUAAUAUAGAGACAUUUAGAGAAAGGCACCCUUCAAUAAGGGGUAGGAAAAUUACUCCAAUAACCCAAGAUGAUAAAAGCAGUAGUGAGAGUCUUACUUUUGGUCGUUUCCGUACAAGUAGUACUUGCAUUCCAGAGAAUCCUCAAUUUAAAAAUCAAUUGAGGUUCAUAAGAGCUACAAAGGGUGUUACAUUUAAAGAUGAGAGACUUGCGUUAGCUCCAGCACAAGGAGCACCCUGUGUACUGUUUAGUACAAUACCAUAUUCUAAAACUAUAAAGGGCGUCCGCUUUCAGAAGACAGAGAGUAAUCUUGCAUUGGAAAAAGCUGAUUUGAGAAAAGAUGGAGUGCGGCGACGUAACACGUCUGGCCCGAGACCGUUAUCUGCGAUUACCGACAAUGGAAUGGAUCCUUUUGACCUACUAGGCUUGGAGCGAGAGGAAAACGGACAAGAUAUAUCAUACUCAAAACUAUUGAUACCAUCCAGAAUAUGCACAAGGGAACAGUAUAAGAAAAUGUAUGAAGGUGAUUUCUCUGAUAAAACAACUUGGAAAAUGAUUAAUCGCCAGCCUCAUGUGAUAGCAAGGACUAAGUUAUUGACCAGACACAAGGAUAAGAAAUGGUGUUUCUCGUAUGAAUCGUCACAACGUGUGGCGACAGUCGCUUCGUCUCCUCCUCACUCCUCGGUAGAGAAUAAGACCUUCGAUUGGGACGAAACUUCACUGAUAUCACAGAAAUAUGUGCAUUAUUGUCCAAACGUUUUGGACGAUCCCGAGCUGAUAGCUGGCAAGCAUCGGACGCUCCUCACCUUCACGUCAUACAUGACCUCCAUCAUAGACUACGUGCGGCCACAGGACCUCAAGAAGGAACUCAACGACAAAUUCCGAGAGAAGUUCCCGCACGUUAAACUAACACUUAGUAAACUUAGAAGCAUUAAAAAAGAAAUGAGAAAAAUAGCAAAACAUGAGACAGGUGGUAUAGAUCUGUUGUCAGUGGCUCAAGCUUAUGUUUAUUUUGAGAAGUUAAUUCUUGGGAAUCUCAUCAAUAAGGACAAUAGGAAGCUAUGUGCUGGCGCCUGUCUCAUGCUGUCUGCUAAGUUGAAUGACGUCAAAGGUGAAAUGUUGAAAGCCCUCAUUGAGCGCAUCGAGACAACAUUCAGAGUGAACAGGAAGGAUCUGAUGCGUUUCGAGUUCGCUGUGCUAGUCGCGUUGGAGUUCGGUCUGCACGUCCCGCCGCAUGAGGUGUUCCCUCACUACCAGAGGCUGAUGCACGACUCGUGA
Messenger RNA from Danaus chrysippus (African queen), 1641 nucleotides. The record is from the annotation of a GenBank genome assembly. Lineage: Eukaryota; Metazoa; Arthropoda; Insecta; Lepidoptera; Nymphalidae.